UAUGGGACUCAAAUAAAUGAAUACUCCUGAUGGCUUUCCAAUUUUCCAAAGUUUUGUCCUAGUUUAAAUGUUGAAAGAAAAAAGUGAUAUUAUGUCUUUUAUUUGCUAAAGGUCAAGAUUAGCAACGUUAAUAAGCUGACAUGGCAUAUGUCAUCAGAUAAAUAACAGCUAUGACCAAACCGAAACACCAUACUUGACUUGGUGCUCAUAAUGCUGAGAUGUUUAUUUUACAGACUACGCGGCGCCUUCGCCAUGCGGUCGGCUGGAAUCAUCAGGAUGAACUACUCUGGAAAGCAGGCUCUCUGCCUCUACCUACUCGUGGCUCUAGCCAUAUACUUAAGGUUCCUCCGUGGCCUUCAUAUAUUCACCUCGUAUGAGGAGCUAUACAGGACCGCCGCCCGGAAGUUGGAAGAGGAAGCGCCAAAAGUGUCAGAGCUAGACUGCAGAAUCUUCAUGAACGCCAAGAACAGUUGGAACAAAACACUGGACGGCCUCUCGAAAACGCAAGUCAAAGAGAAGAUCGUGUACAAGGGAAGCUGCGAGUUCACGCAGAGCACCCUGUGGCAAGUUCCAGCGUCCAGGCUUGAGCAGAACUUUCCGAUAGCUUAUUCCGUCAUGGUGUAUAGAGACUUUGACAGAUUCGUGCGUUUACUGCGUGCUAUCUACAGGCACCAAAACGUUUACUGUAUACACGUAGACCAAAACUCUGACAAGGAAUUCCAGAGCCAAGUGACACAUUUUGUUGGCUGUUUUAGCAAUGUUUUCCAGCCGUCAGAUCCCGUUCACGUUCAGUGGGGUCUAUCGUCAGUUCUAGAAGCUGAAUUGGUGUGCAUGAGAGCCUUAUGGAAUCAUCCAAUCAGAUGGAAAGCGCUGAUCAAUUUGACUGGUCAAGAGUUUCCAUUGAAGACAAACCUUGAGUUGGUGAACAUUCUGCAGGUUAUGGCUGGACAGAAUGACGUCUGGAUUGACCCUUGCACGUACGAUGGUCCAGGAGACUACCAGGAUGAGCUGUGUCAGUCAAUAACACCUGAAGGAUUUAGGGAUCGCUGGAAAAAGAUUGAAGCUCCGCCCUUCAAGGUCACGCCUUACAAAGGCCAAGUUCACGUGGUACUGUUUCGUGCAGCCGUGGACUUUAUACUUCACAGCUUCGUGUCGCGGGUGUUCCUGGAGUGGGUGAACAAGACCAACAUUCCAGACGAGCUGUACUUCAGUUCUCUAAACAGCAACCCCCAUGUCGGCAUCCCUGGCGGAAACAAAAAUCCUAUGGCUCUCAAACCCAGCAUCUCAAGAUUCAAACUCUGGUGGAACAGGCACAAACAUAUCGUCAAGUCCUGCGACAACUACGUCCGCAACAUCUGUCAGCUGACCCCUCGGGAGCUGUCUGCUAUGACCACGUCCAAGCAGCUGUUUGCCAACAAAUUCAAAGUCGAUCUGAAACCUGCGGGCUACAGCUGUCUGGAAGAGUGGUUCUACCAGCGCGUGCUGAUGGAACUGAAGACCAACAGAAUUCAACUCGACUUGACCUAUUACAGAAAACUUUUUGCUCAGGAGUAGCACGAACUUAUUCUUUCUAGUCGUUCUUAGCUAAGCCAUUGAUCAAUGUAUACAGAUACAAUGUUUGUAUAAUAGGUGCAAUAACCUAAAGUUACAGAAAUACAUAGAAGCAUUUUAUAAAUAUCAAAUAAAUGGUAAACUAGGUAAUACUUAUAGAUGGUUACAAUUUAGUACUACUAAUUAACGGUUACAUUUAAUUACUGGUAAUUUCGAGGACUGAACUAAAUACUAUUAAUUAAGGACAAUUAAUUUGUACUACUAAAUAAGAGUAACAACUUAUUACUAGUAAAUAAGUUACAAUAAAGUACUACUAACACAUCACGGUAUCAUGCAUUGGGUAGUCGGACAAAGCUGAAUGACUAAUGAAUGUUUAUUAUAGCCUAAGCUAUUUUGAGUGACUGUUGAUAUUAUGUGAACUUGUCCAGCCACUAUAUUUGUUUAUAUAAUUAGGUGCAUAUAUGUUAGUAUUGUUAGUUAUGUAUAACUGUGUAUCAUCUUGUAUGUGUAUAGCAUGUAAACAGCUCAAAAGGCUAUAGAACUUUGAGGAAAACAAUCUUACAGAACUUAGAACGAGCAAUGAUUUCCUAUAUCCUGAUGAAAAAAUCCUAGGCGUAUCCACCAUACUAACUAUUUGUUUCUUCAAUUCAUCGGUCUGCUUCAAAAUCUAUAUUUAGGGUUAUCUCCAACAAGCAGAGGCUUGUGUUGCAUGUUUCGGGCGUUUCUUUAGAAUUGACGAUUUAUUACAUUCCAGCAGGACGUAGUGAAUGGGGGGGGGGGGGGAGGGCAGGGCUGGAACCUUGGACCAUCGAGACCAGAGCUCAGAGCGCACACCACACAACCAGGUUGUCAUGGUGAUUAGUCCACCAUUGUAUGUUACCUGCUAACCAUUGUAACUUGUCGACCGAUCAUUCAACUUUUAGGUAGCCCGGAUGGAGGAGUUACAGACAUGUCUGUCUGAAUAAAGAGAUAACAGUAUGUUGUUAUCAUGAACUGUUAUUAAGCCUUUUUUUUUUUUUUACUUUUACAUGCGACAGUGAAAGGACAAAUGUGCAAUUAAAACCAUGAUGUUUUUUUUGU
Biomphalaria glabrata is the source of this 2631-nucleotide messenger RNA. RefSeq names its product beta-1,3-galactosyl-O-glycosyl-glycoprotein beta-1,6-N-acetylglucosaminyltransferase-like. Lineage: Eukaryota; Metazoa; Mollusca; Gastropoda; Planorbidae. The record is from RefSeq and is a predicted model, not a curated record. Gene Ontology annotation, molecular function: glycosyltransferase activity. The transcript is spliced from 6 exons. Gene Ontology annotation, cellular component: membrane. Bases 211 to 1554 code for a protein of 447 amino acids.